AUGGUUAGACAUAAUAGAGAAAUAUUAACAGGUGGUAAAAACUAUGCUCAAAAACAAAGUAAAAAACAUGCAGUCAAUGAAGUUGUAUUUGAUAAAGAAUCAAGACAAGAAUAUCUUACAGGUUUCCACAAAAGAAAAUUACAAAGACAAAAGAAAGCUCAAGAAUAUAAUAAAGAACAAGAGAGACUAGCUAAAAUAGAAGAAAGAAAACAAAUGAGAGAUGAAAGAAAACAAAAUUUAGAAAGUCAAUUAAAAGAUUUUAAAGAAAAAGCUAAAGAAAUUGCAAUGAUAAAUGGUGAUUUGAAAGGUGAUGAUGAUGAUGAAGUCAAUGGAUUUUUAAAUGCAGGAGAAGAUGAAGAAGAGUGGAGUGGAUUUAACGAGGAAGAAGGUGGCGAAGAAAAUGGGGAUCAAGAAGAAGAAGACAAAGAAGAAUCAAAUAACUCAACAAUACCAUUAAAGGGAAUACUACACCACAAAGAAAUCUACGAACAAAAUGACCAAAUAUCAAAUGAAUUUGGAGACGAAACAACAGUAACAAUAGAAUCAAUAGAUCAUCCACUCCAAAACGGCACCACAUCAUCACUAGAAGAAAAAGCCAAAUCUAACAACGUUAAUUUAUCCAACUCAGAUGCAAUCUUGGAAAAAUCUAUAAAAAGAGCUAAAAAUUAUGCUGUAUUAUGUGGAGUUUCUAAACCUUCAAAAGAUAAUAAAAAGCCAAAAAAGAAAUUUAGAUAUUUGAGUAAAGCUGAACGUAGAGAAAAUACAAGAAAAGAAAAAUCAAAAAGUAAAUUUAAAGGUAAAAAAUAG
Lodderomyces jiufengensis is the source of this 807-nucleotide messenger RNA. RefSeq lists its product as uncharacterized. The transcript has a single exon. The coding region runs from base 1 to 807 and encodes 268 amino acids. The record is from RefSeq and is a predicted model, not a curated record. Gene Ontology annotation, cellular component: nucleolus. NCBI's taxonomy places the organism in Eukaryota, Fungi, Ascomycota, Pichiomycetes, Serinales, Debaryomycetaceae. Gene Ontology annotation, molecular function: RNA binding.